GCGACACACGGGAUUAAUGGCUGCAUACAACGUACGGAUCUCCUCUCAUUGUUUACAUUUCGAAACGAUACGUUCCUUCUGUUUUCGAGGCUGUCAUUGAUACAGGGUUAAACAUAAACCAACAACGAAGAUAAAUAUCGCUAAAUUAGUGUGAAAAAAUUUCCGCCCAAGAAGUAUCGAGUCGACAAGCGGCGAAUUACAACUAGCUCUGUGUGCUAACUCGCCCCGCUCAGUCUUUACUCUAUCGCCCGUUGCUCCAGAGAUGGCAAGUUAGUCUCCACGUUUCAGUUGGCAUUCAUCCCCCGCCCGGAUCUCAAGGACAACCUGAUGGCUGAGGAGGUAUAGUGCCAGGGGAGCCUGAAGGCCACACCACAUCUUUACGAGAGGAAUAUCGCAGGGUGCACAAUGUUUAGUGUGCCUCAAAUCUCCAAGUCCGAGUUCCUGGACAAAGCCAGGCAGGCCAGGGAGGAGAGGAAGGGGAUGAAGGACAAGGAGAGAUCAGCCACACUCAUCCAGGCUCUGGUCAGGAGAUUUCUCUGUCGUUGCAGACUCCAGAAGCAAAUAAGGAAAGAGGUUGAUGACCAUUUUCAAGCCUCUGAAACUGGGACGUCAAAAAGAAAUGCACUUUCAAUUUUCAAAAUUGCUCGGAAAUUACUUUUCAUCUAUUGCAAAGAGGAUAAGAUGAGGUUUGAAAAGCUUUGUCGUGCGAUUCUUGCCAGCAUGGAGGUUGAAAAUGAACCUAAGGUCUGGUAUGUGUCCUUGGCUCUAUCCAAAGACCUCACCAUUCCCUGGAUCAAGCAGAUUAAAGAUGUGCUGUGGACCUGCUGUCAGCUACUGAAAAAUUUAAAGCCUGACAUUCUUCAGGACAAUAAAUUGGUGACGCUGUACCUCACCAUGCUGGUGACCUUCACGGACACUUCCACCUGGCGGAUAGUCCGAGGGAAGGGAGAAGCACUCAGACCUGCUUUGAUGAGGAUCUGUGAAAAUAUCAUGGGCCAUCUCAAUCAAAAGGGAUUCUAUUCAACACUGCAGAUAUUGUUGACCAAUGGCUUGGCUCGUUCUAAACCUUCUCUGUCCAAGGGCACUCUAACAGCUAUCUUCACUUUAUCAUUAAGGCCAGUCAUUGCUGCUCACUUCUCAGAUAACCUGCUAAGAUCGUUCCUCAUCCACAUCAUGUCAGUUCCAGCAGUCGUAACCCACCUCAAUGUGCUCACUCCAGAGUGUAUGGUGUCCAUCCAGACACAUGGCCUCCUGCGGAAGUUCAUAUUGUUUCUAAGUCGAGAAGAACAGUGUUCAGACAUCUGUGUGUGUCUCGAGGGGAGCCACACACUCUGCUUACUUGGCAACCUGAUUCAAUUGGGUUACCUUACUGAGAAAGUCCUUGAAGAGGAGGCCGGACACUUUGUGAAGGACCUGACUGACAUGCUGUCCUACUGCCAGAGAUAUGUAUCCCAAAAGAAGUCCAACCUUACCCACUGGCACCCUGUCCUCGGCUGGUUCUCACAAACCGUAGACUACGGUCUAAAUGAGUCAAUGCCGUUGGUGACUAAACAGCUUCAGUACCUGUGGGGUGUCUCAAUCAUUCGAACGCUCUUCAGCGACGUCCUCUCGAAAAAGCUAGAGAGUCAGGAGCCCACCCCCCCACCUCCGCAGCCUAGUACAUCACAAAACAAUCUACCAGUCAAAAACCUCUUCAAGCGAGCAUUUCAGAAGUCUGCCUCUGUGAGAAACAUCCUGAAACCAGUAGGAGGGAAGCGGGUCGACUCGGCUGAAGUUCAGAAGGUGUGCAGCAUCUGUGUGCUUUACCAGACCGCUCUGUCUACGCUGACACAAAUACGUCUCCAGAUACUCACAGGUCUUACACAUCUUGAUGACCUUUUGCCCAAACUAUGGGCCUUCAUCUGUGAGCUCGGUCCUCAGGGAGGCCUCAAACUCUUCAUGGAGUGUCUGAACAAUGACAACGAAGAGUCCAAGCAGCUUCUGUCUAUGCUUAUGCUGUUCUGUGACUGCUCACGCCACCUCAUCACAAUUCUGGAUGACAUUGAAGUCUACGAAGAACAAACGUCUUUCAAGAUAGAGGAACUCAUCACCAUCUCUUCAUUUUUGAACACAUUUGUGUUCAAGAUGGUAUGGGAUGGCAUCUUAGAAAAUGCUAAGGGAGAGAAACUGGAGUUGUUCCACAGUGUUCAUGGCUGGCUGAUGGUGCUUUAUGAACGAGACUGCAGGCGAAAGUUCACACCUGAUGACCACUGGCUCCGCAAGGACCUGAAGCCCAGCUUGUUGUUUCAAGAGCUGGAAAAAGGAAAAAAAAGAGCCCAGCUUUUACUGCAAUACAUCCCACAUGUCAUUCCACAUAAAAACAGGGUGCUGCUGUUCCGGAACAUUGUAACAAAGGAGAAAGAAAGUUUAGGAUUGGUAGAAACGAGCUCCGCUUCACCACAUGUCACCCACAUUACCAUUCGUCGCUCGCGGAUGUUGGAGGAUGGGUAUGACCAGCUCCGUCGGCUACCAGCGAAUUCUAUAAAAGGCGUCAUUCGUGUGAAGUUUGUUAAUGACCUGGGAGUGGACGAGGCCGGUAUUGACCAGGAUGGUGUCUUCAAAGAGUUCCUCGAGGAGAUCAUUAAGAAAGUGUUCAAUCCUGCUCUCAACCUCUUCAAGACUACAAGUGGAAAUGAAAGGCUGUAUCCUUCGCCCACAUCUUAUAUCCAUGAGAACCAUUUACAGCUGUUUGAGUUUGUGGGGAAGAUGCUCGGUAAAGCUGUCUACGAGGGCAUUGUUGUGGAUGUCCCGUUCGCAUCCUUCUUCCUCAGUCAAGUCUUGGGUCACCAUCACAGCACUUUCUACAGCUCCAUUGACGAGCUUCCUUCACUUGACUCUGAGUUUUACAAGAACCUCACUUCCAUCAAGCGCUAUGAUGGAGAUGUGGGGGAUUUGGGACUGUCGUUAUCCUAUGAUGAGGACGUCAUGGGGCAGCUUGUCUGUCAUGAGUUGAUACCUGGGGGGAAAACAAUGCCAGUCACCAAUGAAAACAAGAUCAGCUACAUCCACCUCAUGGCUCACUUCCGGAUGCACACACAGAUUAAAGAGCAAACUGCAGGUUUCAUCCGGGGCUUCCGCAGCAUCAUCAACCCCGAGUGGCUUCACAUGUUUUCCACGCCCGAGGUUCAGCGCCUUGUCUCUGGAGACAACGCUGAGAUUGAUCUAGAUGACCUCAAGAAACACACAGUCUACUACGGAGGAUUUCAUAGCAGCCAUCGUGUCAUUAUCUGGCUGUGGGACAUCCUGUCCAGUGACUUUACUGCUGAAGAGAGGGCUAUGUUCCUUAAAUUUGUUACCAGCUGUUCCAGGCCACCUCUUCUAGGGUUUGCCUACCUCAAACCACCCUUCUCCAUCCGUUGUGUGGAAGUUUCAGAUGAUCAGGACACUGGUGACACCCUUGGCAGUGUUCUGAGGGGCUUUUUCACUAUUCGCAAGAAGGAACCUGGUGGUCGACUUCCCACUUCUUCAACGUGCUUCAACCUGCUCAAGCUGCCCAACUACAGCAAGAAGAGCAUCCUGCGAGACAAGCUGCGCUAUGCCAUCAGUAUGAACACAGGCUUUGAGCUGUCCUAACUUAGGUUGCAAUCGGGACAAUCUGCACAGGAGGCUUGUAUUAAACCAAGUAAGAGGCUCUGCUUACCUGGAUUGGAGCCUGUCACAUUAAAGGGACAUAACCUACACAAAGGGGAAUCAUGAAGGACCCACCGUGUUUCCUUUUGUCUCUCUCAAACUGGAUGAGCUCAGCUCUACUCCUGCUCUCUCCCUCAAAUCAAAGGAGAUGACGCAACACAAUCCAAUUUUGAGCAUCCCCCUCUGCCACUCCAAAAAUUCAAUUUGUUGUGUGUUAAACGUGAUGAAAUCCGGAUAUACAGUGGCUAGAUCUCUGUUUCUCAGGCUUAACAGAAUCAUUCUCGGAUCUAACACUCCCAUUUUAAGUGAACUGGAAAGCAAUACAGAUGCAAUGCAAGCCAUUAAACACAUGGUUGGCUCCCUUGAGUGAAACCAAGCGAUGUAUUGUUAAUAUACUUACAUGUCUGGACUCCAUUAUCCAAGCAACUUUUAGCUGAUAUAGGAUGAGUCUUAAAAUGUUUUCUGUAACCUAAUGCAUCUUUUGUCAAUGGAAGACAAAUCAAUGUCGUGUGUUCAACCUCCACGAAGGAGGAGUGGCUCUCCACAGUAAUCCUGUGUUGAUUACAUUAUGUACCCUUUCCAAGAAAAUCUCUGCCAUUCCAUUUCUCCGCAUCUAAAGACACUGCAGUCAACUGAGAGAAAUGUUCUCCUUAUGAAAUGUUCUCUGUGGAGCGAACAUCUGCCUCAGUUGUGGUGAAUCAGCAAAGGAUCCUUUGACACGGGAAAGAAAAAAAAAAUCUGAUCACCUGCUGCUGUUUGAUUUCAAGAAAGAGGUUCUGGAACUGGAAAUGUUUUGCGACUGUUCGUCUCUGGCCAGCUGUGCAGAGGCAGCUGUUAAAUGUCACCUGUCUUCUUCUCUUAACCCCCCCCCCCCCAAAGAAAAAAGAAAAAAAGAGAAGAGUUAAGUCAUACUCUUUGUAUGUAAAAUGAAGAUUCGUCACUACACCUUUCAAUGCUGAGUGCCUCAUGAAUUGCCACCCCCCCUCGCCGUCAUUGUCUUGACUGUUUUCCAGCUGUAACCAAUAACCACGUAUAUUGGAAACAAGCCAUAGAAAAGGGGGCUAUGUACAUGGACUUAUUCUCUGCUCCUAUUGACACAACGCAGCAACCCAACCACUGUACUACCACUACUACUACAACAACAACAUCAACCGAGGAGGGUUUUAUAUGAUGCCCUCCUAUCUCUGUGGACUUUGUAAGCCAUGCUGAAAGGAAUUUUGAGGUAUAAAAACCUCUCAACAUGAUGUCAUGGGCUGAUUCAUCAACCAAAUGUGACUGCUUGAUUUGAUGUUCCCUUUAGAUGGAAAUCUUGCGCACAUUUCUGUUGUUUGUAGUUGUAGGGAAAAGGGACAAGAGGGUGAAUGUUACCUUUAUAAGCCUAAAUAUCACUUAACACAGGGUUCAAUUCCUUCAUAAAGCUAAGGAGAGAGUUUUUAGUAAUUUAACUGGAAGACGACGGCAACUUCCAGACAAAACGUUUAAAGAAAAUAUCACAAUGUUCCCAAGAUCUUAAUUAUGCAAAUAACGUUUUCUGUCAUGAAUGAACAUAAAUAUUUCUGUCAAUAAUUAACUCAAGCUAAAGAACAUUCAACAAGUUUAACUAAUAUUAGGGCCACUAACAAAAGAAUGUUAUAAAAAAUAUUAAAAUUACAAUGCAACCAUUACCUAUAAAAAUAGUGGUUGAAUUGGAUUUUCUUACAGUCUGCUAUUGAGAUAUACUAGCUAUUCUCAGUCAAGAGAAACUCCUAAUUUUAAUCUGUUCCAGCAAAUAAGUGGAAACAGAGAAUGGGUUUACAGCACACACACAGAACUGAGUGUGUGUUGGUGCGCAGGACAGAUGGAAGAUACCUCACAAGCUUGUGUGUCAUGUCCGAUGAGGUCACUCAUCUGUUUUAAAUGAUGUCAAGAGUAGGCUGUGCUUGAAAUGUACCAGUGUGGACUGCUGAAGCAGAUUUUGGUUAUCCAACACUUUUAGUAAAAAAAUUAAUAAAUAAAUAAAUGAUCUUGAAAAUGUU
Scophthalmus maximus (turbot) is the source of this 5684-nucleotide messenger RNA. RefSeq names its product ubiquitin protein ligase E3B (gene ube3b). Gene Ontology annotation, biological process: protein polyubiquitination; ubiquitin-dependent protein catabolic process. Lineage: Eukaryota; Metazoa; Chordata; Actinopteri; Pleuronectiformes; Scophthalmidae. The transcript has 27 exons. Bases 406 to 3612 code for a protein of 1068 amino acids. Gene Ontology annotation, molecular function: ubiquitin protein ligase activity; protein binding. The record is from RefSeq and is a predicted model, not a curated record.